AGUCAACAGCACGGAUAUUUUUGCCUCUUUGCGCUGUUUUCACCACACAGUCACCAGCCACUCCUCGUGGGACUGAACACAAGAAUUCCCACAUCUUAACAUCCAAACCCAAAGAAGCAUGGCAUGUGUGAAGUCCUUCCUGGGGAGUCUAUCUCGGAGAAAGCCACUGGAGCCAGACGGGGAGCUGUCCACUUUUAAACGAUGCCUCACCACUCUGGACCUGGUGGCCCUAGGCGUGGGCAGCACCCUGGGGGCCGGGGUCUACGUCCUGUCUGGAGAGGUGGCCAGAGACACUGCGGGACCCAGCAUCAUCCUCUCCUUCGGCAUUGCCGCCCUGGCAUCCAUAUUUGCUGGACUAUGCUACGCAGAGUUUGGGUCUCGGGUUCCCAAAACAGGCUCAGCAUACCUCUACAGCUAUGUGACUGUUGGAGAGCUGCUGGCUUUCAUCACUGGGUGGAAUCUGUUACUCUCCUACGUCAUAGGGACAUCUAGUGUUGCUCUGGCAUGGAGUGGGACAUUUGAUGACCUCAUCGGCGGCGUCAUAUCCAAAUUCUUUGAAGCAAAUGCAGCCAUUGGCCUCCCGGGCCUGGCACCUUACCCAGAUGUCUUUGCUGCUGGGCUAAUCAUGAUACUGUCAGGUAUCCUGGCAUUUGGAGUGAAAGAGUCAACGUUAAUAAACAAGAUCUUCACAGCCAUCAACAUCGUGGUGCUGCUGUUUGUGGCCAUCUCUGGAUUCAUUAUGGGGGACAUUUCCAACUGGCAAAUCAGUGAAGAGGCUCUGAUAAACGCCACAGCAGCAUUCAAAAACUUAAGCUCUACUGCCAAUGUGACAAGCAUAUAUGGAGAGGGUGGAUUUUUUCCCUAUGGCAUUGGUGGAACGGUGGCUGGAGCUGCAACAUGUUUUUAUGCCUUUGUUGGAUUCGACUGCAUCGCUACAACAGGCGAGGAGACGAAGAACCCCCAGAAGUCAAUCCCUCUGGGCAUUGUGGCCUCACUCAUUAUCUGUUUCGUCGCCUACUUUGCUGUGUCUGCUGCUCUUACCCUGAUGAUGCCUUACUACCUGCUCAAUGAAAAAAGCCCCCUGCCAGUGGCCUUUGAUUACAUUGGUUGGGAACCAGCCAAAUAUGUUGUGGCUGUGGGGUCGCUGUGUGCCCUGUCCACCAGCCUGCUGGGUUCGAUGUUCCCCAUGCCCCGGGUGCUGUUCGCCAUGGCAAGAGACGGCCUGCUUUUCCAUUUCUUGACCAAAGUCACGGCCAAGGGCAGUCCUGCUUUAGCAACCAUAUCAUCUGGAUUUGUUGCAGCCAUCAUGGCGCUGCUGUUUGACCUGGAAGCAUUGGUGGAAAUGAUGUCCAUCGGCACUCUGUUUGCUUACACACUCGUGGCCAUAUGCAUCUUGAUACUGAGGUACCAACCAGAUCCAUCGGAAGACUCAGACCUAAAAAUCAUAGAGACAAACACCAAGUUCAGCCUCUUUAAUCCUCCAUCAACCCCUAACUCAUCCACCUCCAGAAGAGUCACCAUCCUGACCAUACUGUCUGUUGCAUGUUUGGUAGCACUUUGUGUCAUUCUGAGCCAAGCAUUGGACGCUCUGGCCAAUUUGGAAGUAUGGAGUCUGGUGCUUGUAUCCAUCCUCGCUUUGAUUGUGCUGUUUAACACUUUCCUCAUCUGGAGGCAUCCACAAAAUAGCUCCAAGGCAUCCUUCAUGGUGCCUUUACUCCCUGCUUUGCCGUUAGUGAGCACAUUCAUCAACGUAUACCUGAUGGUCCAGUUAGGUGGAGAAACCUGGAUACGAUAUGCUAUUUGGAUGUUUGUGGGGUUAGUCAUCUACUUUGUCUACGGUAUCCGAUAUAGUGUUCAGAGGAAGCGCCUGAUGGGCACCCAGCCAAGGAUUGAAACUGUCAGCGGCAAAACAGACAUGGACGUCAUUAAAGAGGAAAAAUUCUAAGCACAGCUGAAGCGGAAAUACAUUAAGAUGUUUCCGUGAGUAACUGCUUUAAGUGUGAAACAACUGUUAAACAGGCUUAUCUGAUCCUGCAUUGAUACAUAUCUGCAACAGGUGUUCAGUGUUUUGAUGCAGAGAAAUAGACAGAUAGGCCAACUUGUUCCCUUUUAUUCUUCAUUAUGAUGGAGUUUGUAAUUUAUCUAAAUAUUGUCAUUGCUAGCAUUGCUUGAUGUAUUUCUGGAUCUGUAGAAAUUGCCUGUUGUCUUGGAGCCUCUUAAUAAUCUACUCUCAAAGUAGUUUACACCUGUGUUUAAAAACAAAAAGGGCUCACACUAUGUUCAGUUGAUAAUGACUAUAUUAUUACUUUGAUGACAAGUUUACAUUUUUCAU
Molecule: messenger RNA, 2332 nt
Organism: Trematomus bernacchii (emerald rockcod)
Lineage: Eukaryota; Metazoa; Chordata; Actinopteri; Perciformes; Nototheniidae
Product: cationic amino acid transporter 2-like
Exons: 12
Coding region: 119-1945 (608 amino acids)
Biological process (GO): amino acid transport; transmembrane transport
Cellular component (GO): plasma membrane
Molecular function (GO): amino acid transmembrane transporter activity
Source: RefSeq, a predicted model, not a curated record